CGCCGGGCGCCCAAUAACCUUGGACGCUGCUUCUCCACAAUCUGUGGGCAGCGCGCUGCUUCUCCACAUCGUCGUCAGACCGAACUGGUUCAGGUCAUAGUGAAUUAUUCACGAUACUCCUAAGAGCCUGACGCAGUCGGUGUUUGAGGUGAGCUGAUUGAUUAAAACAUAGUAUUGUACAUAUAUUUUUGUUUAAUAUCUGCUUGUUAAUUCGCAUCAUACAAUUAAAUUAGUGAUUGCCAUAAGAUUGUAGAUUGAGAUAUACAAAGACAGACUAUCUGCUGAGUGUCAUGAGAUUUAUUAAAUUAUUUGGUGUUUGAGAUAUACAAAGACAGACUGUAACUGGUGAUUGCAAUAAGAUUUAUUAAAUUAGUUGUUUCCGUUUUUGUUUAAUAUCUGCUUGUUAAUUCGCAUCAUACAAUGAUAAGAUAUACAAUGACAUUUGCUACUUUAACACAGCUAGUCAGAUGGAUCUAACAAAUAUUAAAAAGUUACUGUGUUCUCCUAGACCAAGUGCAGACUACUUGGCUGGCAUAGAAGGUUUUCUUGAUUUUGUAUACACUGGAAAAAGUACAGAUGCCAAGAUCCGUUGUCCUUGCAUCAAAUGUGUCAAUAAGUUCUUGUUGAAGCGAAACACUGUAUAUGAUCAUUUGGUGUGUAAUGGAAUGCUACUUGGGUACACAGUUUGGGGUUGUCAUGGUGAAACUGCAGGAUACAUCUCCUCUAGCAAACGAAAAAGGUCAAAACAGGGAGGCAUAAACUCUAAUAUGUGCCAACUAGUCCAUGAUGUUUUCGGGAACAUAGAUAAUGGGUCUCAACUGAAUGACUGCGAUGACCCAAGCCCUCCAGAACAUGGACCAGAUCCUGAAACCCAAGCUUUUUAUGACUUGUUGAGAGAUGCAGAUGUACCUUUGUGGAAUGGGUGUGAACUAUCAAAACUUUCUUUCCUUGUGCUUCUGUUCAACAUAAAAUCCACUAACAAGUGGAGCAAUAAAUCUAUAAAUGAUUUGCUAGCAGUUCUGCAGCAAGCAAUUCCAAAUGGCAAUAAUUUACCUGGAACUUUUGCCGAGGCUAAGAAGAUCAUUGGAAAGCUUGGGCUUAGUUAUGAGAGAAUUCAUGUUUGUGAAAAAGAUUGUUAGCUUUUUUGGAAAGAGAAGGCUACGGAUGACUUUUGCUCAGUAUGUGGAGCAUCAAGGUGGAAAAACAAACCUGAUAAAACCAUGCUAACUGACAAGGAAAGAAAAAAGCAAUCCCAAAGAAGGUGCUACGGUACUUCCCUAUUAAGUCAAGGCUCAAGAGGCUUUUUAUGCACAAGGAAACUGCUAUAGCAUUAAGAUGGCAUGAUGAGGAACGCAUAAAAGAUGGUGCAUUGCGACAUUUAGCUGAUUCAGCGGCAUGGAAGGAGAUCGACUCCAAGUAUAAGCACAUCAGAUCAGAUUCUUGAAACAUUAGAUUCACAAUCACAGCUGAUGGAUUCAAUCCGUUUGGUAAGCUGAGUUCUAAACAUAGUUGCUGGCCUGUUGUCCUAGUACCUAAUAACCUUCCAUCAUGGCUGUGCACAAAGGCCUCUUCUCUUAUGCUUACUCUGCUUAUUCCUGGUCCAACUUACCCUGGAAAGAAUUUUCAUGUAUUCAUGCAACCAGUAUAUGAAGAACUAAUGGAGUUGUUUACGGUAGGAACUCGUACUUAUGAUGCAUCUCGAGGUGAGAUGUUUCAACUUUAUGCUGUUGUGUUGUCUAUUGUGAGUGACUACCCCGGGCUAGCUCUCUUUGCAGGAUAUAGCGUAAAUGGUGAGUUUGGUUGUUUUCCAUGCCGUGAUGAAACAUGUUCUAAACGCUUGAAAUAUGGGCAGAAGUACUGUUUCAUGGGGCAUCGUCGAUUUCUGCCCCCAGAUCACAAAUUCCGUUUUGAUGCUAGAUCAUUUGAUGGGUUUGAAGAACAUAGAGCAGCACCUACUCCUUAUGCAGAAACUAGAGUUGAAGAUCAAAUAAAAUCAAUUUCAGAUUUUGAGAAGUCUAAAACCUGGAAGUGUGUCAGUGGCCUAUUCAAUUUGCCCUAUUGGGACUUCAGUUUACUUCGUCACAAUCUUGAUAUCAUGCAUAUUGAGAAGAACGUAUGUGAGAACAUAUAUGGAACACUUCUAGGGAUAGAAGGUAAGACCAAAGAUAAUUUAAAGGCACGACAAGACCUAGAACAUAUGAACAUUAAACGAGAGUUACAUCCACAAAAAAACCUAAUGAUAAGUAUUAUCUCCCACCUGCCUCCUUUAACCUAUCUAAAGAAGGGAAGCAACAAUUUUGUAAAGUCCUUCAUGGUGCAAGGGGUCCGAAUGGGUUUUCAGGAAACAUCUCAAGAUGUGCAAAUGUUGUUCAAGGGAGAAUCUCAGGCCUUAAAAGUCAUGAUUGUCAUAUACUAAUGCAACAUUUCCUGCCACUUGCUAUCCGAGGUCUACUCCCAGAUUAUGUCACAUCUGUGUUGUUUGACUUGUGUGGGUAUUUUAGAGAAGUGAGUGCAAAAGUCCUAUACAUCAGCGAGCUUGAGAAGUUGGAGGAGCGAAUCAUAAUGACAUUAUGUCAUAUGGAGAUGAUAUUCCCGCCAGGUUUUUUCAAUGUUAUGGUGCAUUUGGUUAUGCAUCUAGCAACAGAGGCAAAAGUAGGUGGCCCAGUGUGCUACCGUUCGAUGUGGUUUGUGGAAAGGUAUAUAGGUAAGUUGAAGUCGAAUGUCCGUAACAGAGCUCAUCCCGAAGGAUCUAUCGCCGAAGCAUUUUUGGCAGAUGAGUGCAUGACAUUUUGUUCAAGAUAUAUUAUCGGUUUUGAGACUAAGCAUAACUUGGCUUCGAGGAACGAAGAUGACGAGGAGUGGGUUGGGAAUCAUGAUAUUGCACAUGGAUCAAGAUUAUUUCCUCAUUCUGGCAAUCCACUUGGAAGGCCUAGGAAUUAUGUUCUGAGCGGUGUGGCUAAAGUACAGGCACAUAGAUAUGUCUUGUUCAAUUGCUCCGAUGUGAACUCAUACCUUAGAGCUCAUGCUGAUGAGAUAACUAAUGGACGCAAUUUAAACCUUGAUGUUGUUGAGAGGAUUCAAAACGAUAAGUUCCAUGAAUGGUUCCAAGCUCAUAUAAAGAAAUUGGAGAAGGAAAAUGGCGUCCAUAGUAUUGAAAAGGAUAUUAGAUUGUUGGCCCGGGGCCCAGUUAAUGCAGCCAAAAGAUAUUGCGCUUUCAACUCCCGAGGCUACCAUUUUAGGCCUAAACGCUUGGAUAAAGAGACACAAAAUAGUGGAGUCAUGGUAACUGCAAAAACAUCUCGUUAUGAUUCAGCACGCGAUGCUAAUGCAGUUUUACAGGAUGUGUGACGUACUAUGGAAGGGUAAUUGAUAUUGUCGAGCUAAAUUACUCUGAACAGUUUUCAGUGGUGUUGUUUAGAUGUGAAUGGGUUAAUGUGUUCUCAGAAAAAGGAAUGAAAAAAGACAAGUACGGUUACACACUUGUCAAUUUCUCACAUCAAAUACACAAAGGAGAAAAGAUUGAGCAUGAGCCUUUUAUUUUCCCCAACCAGGCGAAUCAAGUGUUCUAUGUGAAAGAUGAAUUGAAUCCAGGUUGGUUUGUGGUAAUGAAGUUGCCAAAGCCUAGAGAUGUAUAUGACUUAGGUAACUUGGAAUGGGAAGAGGAGACAGAAAACCAGCCAUUUCAUGUUUCACAGCUUGGAGAGAUUUUGAAAAGAAAGAACAAUGACCAACACUGGGUUAGAACAGACGUUGAGGGGACAAUAGUGGAUGCUACUAGUGUUUCGAGCACCGAAGAAUAGUUGAGGUUAGUAGCAACAAGGUAUGCACUAUGUUCAGGUUUCGGCUACAUGCUACAUGGAGGCAUAGAGGGGGUGGUGGCAUGUGUGCUUUGUGUUGGUACAGAACUGCUUGGUGGCUUCGUGCAGAGUAGCUAACAAACUUGCUUGACGAUAUACUAAUGUGUGAGACUAUGUGUUGGUCAAAACUUAGUGUACUCUUAUAUUUAUGCUUGAUAAUUUGGUUCGCUAUGACAGCACGUGUUUAUCUAGAACUUCAUUUUGUACUUUAAUCAACAACAGUUCAUAAUUGAGAUACACGCAACUUGUUUGGAAA
This is a messenger RNA of Hordeum vulgare subsp. vulgare (domesticated barley), 4113 nucleotides long. RefSeq lists its product as uncharacterized. The transcript is spliced from 6 exons. The coding region runs from base 2416 to 3348 and encodes 310 amino acids. The record is from RefSeq and is a predicted model, not a curated record. Lineage: Eukaryota; Viridiplantae; Streptophyta; Magnoliopsida; Poales; Poaceae.